AUGGCGGAGCCACGCAGAGUAGCGUUUAUUAGCCUGUCACCGGUGAGGCGGCGCGAGGCCGACUACCCGGGGGCCGAACGCGAGCCCGAAUACCCUCGCGAGCCCCCCCGGCUGGAGCCGCAGCCGUACCGCGAACCGGCCCGGGUGGAGCAGCCCGCCCCGCGGGAGGCUACCCCCAGGUCGGACGCACAGCCCCCACCGCGGGAGAAACCGCUCCCCCAGCGCGAGGUCAGCCGCGCCGAGCCGCCCAUGUCGCUGCAGCGGGAGCCCCCGCGGCCCGAGCCGCCGCCGCCGCCGCCGCCGCCGCUCUCUCAGCUGCACUUGCAGCCGCCCCCGCCGCGAGAGUCGGCUUCCCGGGCCGAGCCGCAGCAGAGGCCGCCGAGGGAGACAGUGCGCCUGGAGCUGGUGCUCAAGGAUCCCACCGACGAGAGCUGCGUGGAGUUCAGUUACCCGGAGCUGCUGCUGUGCGGAGAACAACGGAGGAAGCCCAUUCACACAGAAGACCCAUUUAAUGAUGAGCAUCAAGAGAGGCAAGAAGUGGAAAUGUUGGCUAAGAAGUUUGAAAUGAAAUAUGGUGGGAAACCCCGUAAACACCGGAAGGAUCGGCUACAAGAUUUAAUUGAUAUAGGCUUUGGCUAUGAUGAGACAGAUCCAUUUAUUGAUAACUCAGAGGCUUAUGACGAGUUAGUUCCUGCUUCUCUAACAACAAAAUAUGGAGGCUUUUACAUCAACACUGGCACUCUGCAGUUUCGCCAAGCUUCAGAUACUGAAGAAGAAGAUACUACAGACAACCAAAAGCACAAGCCGCCCAAAAUUCCCAAAAUAAAAGAAGAUGAUAUUGAAAUGAAGAAGCGGAAGCGGAAAGAGGAAGGGGAAAAGGAGAAGAAGCCAAGGAAAAAAGUACCCAAACAAUUGGGAGUUGUGGCUCUGAAUUCCCACAAGUCUGAAAAAAAGAAGAAACGUUAUAAAGAUUCUCUUUCUCUAGCUGCCAUGAUACGAAAAUUUCAGAAAGAGAAGGAUGCAUUGAAGAAGGAGCCUAACCCCAAAGUCCCAGUGAACUUAACGACCUCCUCUCUGAAUAAACCCCCCUCCACUGCUGUAGCAUUGGGAAAUGAUGUCCCGGACUUAAAUCUGAACAGUGCUGAUCCAGACCUCCCCAUUUUUGUUGGCACAAAUGAACAUGAACUGUUUCAGGAAGCUGAAAAUGCCCUAGAGAUGCUAGAUGAUUUCGACUUUGACAGAUUACUGGAUGCUGCUUCUGAUGGUAGCCCCCUCUCUGAGUCAGGGGGAGAGAAUGGAAACACCACCCAGCCAACCUAUGCCUCUCAGGUUAUGCCCAAGGUAGUGCCUACACUCCCAGAGGGUCUGCCUGUCCUUCUUGAAAAACGCAUUGAAGACCUCCGUGUAGCUGCCAAACUUUUUGAUGAAGAAGGAAGGAAAAAGUUCUUUACACAGGAUAUGAAUAAUAUUCUUCUGGACAUUGAGUUACAGCUACAGGAACUAGGCCCUGGCAUUCGUAGUGGUGUCUACUCCCAUCUUGAAGCUUUUGUGCCAUGUAAUAAAGAAACACUGGUAAAACGUCUAAAGAAGUUACAUCUCAACGUCCAGGAUGAUCGUUUAAGAGAACCUCUGCAAAAACUGAAACUGGCUGUUAGCAACGUGAUGCCUGAACAGCUAUUUAAAUACCAGGAGGACUGCCAAGCUCGUAGUCAAGCUAAGUGUGCCAAGUUACAAACAGAUGAAGAACGAGAAAAAAAUGGAUCCGAGGAAGAUGAUGAUGAGAAACCAGGGAAACGUGUCAUAGGACCAAGAAAGAAAUUCCACUGGAAUGACACCAUCAGAACUUUGUUAUGUAACCUUGUUGAGAUCAAAUUGGGAUGCUAUGAGUUAGAGCCAAAUAAAAGCCAGUCCGCUGAGGAUUAUCUUAAAUCCUUUAUGGAGACAGAGGUGAAACCAUUGUGGCCUAAGGGCUGGAUGCAGGCAAGAAUGCUUUUUAAGGAAAGCCGGAGUGUACAUAAUCAUCUUACUUCUGCUCCGGCAAAGAAAAAGGUGAUUCCUGCACCUAAACCCAAAGUGAAGGAGUGUAGUCCAAAAAAGGACCAGAAAACUCCUGCAUCGUUGGUGGCUUCAGUUGGUGGUCCCUCAACGAGCUCUAGCACAUCUGCCGUGGCCUCCACCAGCUCUAGCUCCACACCAGCCCAGGAGACGAUCUGCCUUGAUGACUCACUAGAUGAAGACCUUUCUUUCCAUCCACCUGCACUGGAUCUUGUUUCUGAAGCUUUAGCUGUUAUCAACAAUGGGAACAAAGGCCCUCCAGCUGGCUCAAGGAUAAGCAUGCCAACUGCAAAACCUCGUCCAGGACUGAGAGAAGAAAAAUUAGCAAGUAUCAUGAGUAAGUUGCCGCUGGCUGCUCCUAAAAAACUAGAUUCUCCUCAGACUGCACAUUCAUCAAGUCUUAUUGCUGGUCAUACAGGGCCAGUACCAAAGAAACCCCAGGAUUUAGCUCAUACUGGCAUCUCUUCAGGCCUUAUUGCUGGUUCUUCAAUUCAGAACCCUAAAGUUUCCUUGGAACCUUUGCCAGCCAGGCUGCUUCAACAAGGACUACAGAGGUCGAGUCAGAUUCAUGCUUCUUCCUCUUCCCAGACCCAUGUGUCCUCUUCCCAAGCCCAAGUUGCUGCCUCUCACGCUCUGGGGACACCAGAGGCCCAGGAUGCUUCUUCGUUAACACAAGUAACAAAGGUGCACCAGCAUUCAGCUGUCCAGCAAAACUAUGUGUCUCCAUUACAAGCAACCAUUAGUAAAUCACAGACCAACCCAGUGGUGAAGUUAAGUAAUAAUCCCCAACUUGCCUGUUCAUCCCCGCUUAUUAAGACUUCGGAUAAGCCACUUAUGUACCGCCUUCCCUUAUCUACUCCCUCACCUGGAAAUGGUUCUCAAGGGUCCCACCCCCUGGUUUCUAGGACAGUACCCAGCACCACUACCUCCAGUAACUAUUUAGCCAAGGCUAUGGUGUCACAGAUGUCCACGCAGGGUUUCAAGUCUCCCUUCUCAAUGGCUGCAUCCCCCAAACUUGCCGCAUCUCCAAAACCUGCCACAUCUCCUAAACCCUUGCCCUCACCUAAGCCUUCCGCCUCACCCAAGCCCUCUCUGUCAGCUAAGCCUUCAGUAUCAGCGAAACUUAUUUCUAAGUCCAACCCCACUCCCAAGCCUCCUGUACCCCCAAGCUCUUCCAGUCCAAAUGCACUAGUAGCCCAGAGUAGCCACUCCAGCAGUAACAACCCAGUCCAUAAACAACCCAGUGGGAUAAACCUCAGCAGACAGUCGCCCACCUUGAAUUUGCUGCCCUCUAAUCGCACUUCAGGCCUUCCAUCCACAAAAAAUCUUCAGGCCCCUUCAAAGCUCACAAAUUCCUCAUCCGCUGGAACUGUUGGGAAGAAUAGCUUGAGUGGGAUUGCAGUCAAUGUACCUGCCAGCAGAGGUAGCAGCCUAAACUCAAGCGGAGCGAAUAGGACUAGUCUCUCUGGGGGAACAGGAAGUGGAACACAGGGUGCUACUAAACCGUCGUCUACUCCACAUAGACCAUCCUCUGCCUCAGGGUCUUCAGUGGUAACAGCCAGUGUGCAGUCCACAGCAGGAGCAUCAUUAUUGGCUAAUGCCUCACCUCUGACUCUCAUGACAUCACCUUUGUCUGUAACAAAUCAAAAUGUGACUCCUUUUGGGAUGCUGGGUGGCCUUGUUCCAGUGACCAUGCCCUUCCAGUUUCCCUUGGAGCUGCUUGGCUUUGGAACGGACACAGCUGGAGUGACAACCACCUCGGGAUCUACCUCAGCCGCUUUCCACCACAGCCUAACUCAGAAUUUACUAAAGGGUUUACAGCCAGGAGCUCAGCAUGCAGCAACACUUUCCCACUCACCUCUGCCUACACACUUACAGCAAACAUUCAAUGAUGGAGGCCAAAGUAAAGGGGACACUAAAUUACCACGGAAAUCUCAGUGACUUCCCAGCAAGCAAUGGAGAUGAGACACUCAGCCGGCGGAUGGAAUCUACCUGAUGGGAAAGUCCUCAUGUGGUCCUAGGGCUGCCGUUCUGUCGAUGUUUACAUUCUCUCGUCCCAAGCACUGUGGUGAGGAGGAAAAAAAGAAAAGAGAACGUUACUUGAGUAAAGCCAGGUGCAGGAGGAAGAAAUGCUUUCAUGCAAAGUUAGUGACCUUUGGUCUCCUCUAAAGAAAGACAAAGUUACCACAUUAACUGACUUGAAAGAGACUCAGUUGUCAAACCCACAGAAGUACAAAUUUGAUUUUUCCCCGGGGGAGGAAGAAGGAAUCUGAGGAUUUGGGUAUACUCCAUCCAUCCUGGGGGUUGGAUCUGAACACUUGUAGACAUACUUGCAUAAUAAAAGGCAAUAUAUCUGGAAUUAGGCCAGUUUGUCAGGAGUAACAAUCAUGUCUAUUUGAAUGGACUAUGCAGCAAAUUUGCCGCACCAAUUAAUGACCGUGUGUCUGAUACAGACAGUAGCUGAGUAAAUAUUGUACCCUCACAAAUCCUGAACAAACUUGAAUCUUCUCCAGUGUGUAGCAACUCCCCAUGUAAAUCAGUGGACUAAAUAUGCUUCAAGAAAUUUUAGCACAGUGAUAUAUAAAAUCAUCGAGAUUUUUAAAAGUCAAGAAAUUGAGCCUGUUGCUCUUAACAGAUGAAACUUAGAUGUCCCCUUUUUGUAAAAGGGUCAAUUUCAUCUUCCAUUCAGAAGCAGGUACUUCACUCUUCUUCAGGUGAUUUGUGCAUCUGGUAUUGACUGGUUAAUUCUUAUUUCCAUUCUUGAUGUUAAAAUGUGGCUUUGUUCACAUUUUUCUCUUCAGAAAUGGGGAUCUUUGAUGUAGGGCUGCGACUUUGGUGCUCUUAGCCCUUGCAGGCCUACCGCUCUGAACUGUAAAUUUCCCCAGCUUCCCCUCAAUUCACAACUUCUCCUGGUCUUUUAGCUAGUGGUACUUCAGGUGAUUCUUAAUUAUUGAUAUAGACAGGUGUAAGUGUGUACUGCACAUGCCUCUUCAUUGGUCAUUCAAAUGGCAUAUAUUAUAUUUUUGGAAUUUUUAAGAUAGUAUUUUAAAGGGAGGAAUUACAUUAGGAUCAUUAUGUGUACAAGGGAUUAUUUUUUAUAACAAUCACAAUGUAUUUUUACUCCCUGUAUCCAGUGUAGUGAAAUGGAUUUGGAGCAUUUGGGAUCUUAAAGCUUUAUUAAUAUUUACUGAGAAUAUUGAUAUGUGAGUAAACCUGCAGAUAAUAAUAAGACUGCUUAGUUAUUAUAGCUUCCUUAUGCAAAUACGUAUUCAACAAAGGAUGUUAAGGGAGAAAUUUAUGGUUCCUUUUGGAUACAUUUAAUUUUUUUUAUUUAUUUUUUGCCUCAUCAUUGGUCUUGUCUCUAUCAAUCUCUCUCACUCUCUUUUUU
Messenger RNA from Neomonachus schauinslandi (Hawaiian monk seal), 5443 nucleotides. RefSeq names its product ubinuclein 2 (gene UBN2). Gene Ontology annotation, cellular component: nucleus. The coding region runs from base 1 to 3996 and encodes 1331 amino acids. The transcript has 17 exons. The record is from RefSeq and is a predicted model, not a curated record. Lineage: Eukaryota; Metazoa; Chordata; Mammalia; Carnivora; Phocidae.